GUGAAAGUUGAGGGGGAGGAUCUGUUAAUAAAGCUGUAAAGGAGAGCAGUACAGGCCGACAGUGACCUUAACCAGCCUGACAGCCACACACCCAGCCUGACCAUGGCCUUGCUGAGAGGUAACCGCCUGCAUGAACCCUGUGACAGCUGCAGAAAUAAUGUAUAUCCCCUCACUGCUACAUAGUGUCUGUAUAUAAUAUAUAUCCCCUCACUGCUACAUAGUGUCUGUAUAUAAUAUAGAUCCCCCUCACUGCUAGAUAGUGUCUGUAUAUAAUAUAGAUCCCCCUCACUGCUACAUAGUGUCUGUAUAUAAUAUAAGAUCCCCCUCACUGCUACAUAGUGUCUGUAUAUAAUAUAGAUCCCCUCACUGCUACAUAGUGUCUGUAUAUAAUAUAAAUCCCUUCACUGCUACAUAGUGUCUGUAUAUAAUAUAAGAUCCCCCUCACUGCUAGAUAGUGUCUGUAUAUAAUAUAAGAUCCCUUCACUGCUAGAUAGUGUUUGUAUAUAAUAUAUAUCCCCCUCACUACUACAUAGUAUCUGCAUAUAAAUAGAUCCCCUCACUGCUACAUAGUGUCUGUAUAUAAUAUAGAUCCCCCUCACUGCUACAUAGUGUCUAUAUAUAAUAUAGAUCCCCCUCACUGCUACAUAGUGUCUGUAUAUAAUAUAAGAUCCCCCUCACUGCUACAUAGUGUCUGUAUAUAAUAUAAGAUCCCCCUCACUGCUACAUAGUGUCUGUAUAUAAUAUAAGAUCCCCCUCACUGCUACAUAGUGUCUGUAUAUAAUAUAAGAUCCCCCUCACUGCUACAUAGUGUCUGUAUAUAAUAUAGAUCUCCCUCACUGCUACAUAGUGUCUGUAUAUAAUAUAAGAUCCCCCUCACUGCUACAUAGUGUCUGUAUAUAAUAUAGAUCCCCCUCACUGCUACAUAGUGUCUGUAUAUAAUAUAGAUCCCCCUCACUGCUACAUAGUGUCUGUAUAUAAUAUAAGAUCCCCCUCACUGCUACAUAGUGUCUGUAUAUAAUAUAAGAUCCCCCUCACUGCUACAUAGUGUCUGUAUAUAAUAUAGAUCCCCCUCACUGCUACAUAGUGUCUGUAUAUAAUAUAAGAUCCCCCUCACUGCUACAUAGUGUCUGUAUAUAAUAUAAGAUCCCCCUCACUGCUACAUAGUGUCUGUAUAUAAUAUAAGAUCCCCCUCACUGCUACAUAGUGUCUGUAUAUAAUAUAGAUCCCCCUCACUGCUACAUAGUGUCUGUAUAUAAUAUAAGAUCCCCCUCACUGCUACAUAGUGUCUGUAUAUAAUAUAAGAUCAAAACGUAAAUAUAAAUAAUGCUAUGUAACCUAGUCCCAAUUAAUGGAUUAGGAACAUAGAGGUCAGUACGGUGGUACCAGCUCCACCAAGUGGGCUUGGACCCAUAUAACUUUACGUAUUAGCCGAAGGUGAAUACACCCCAAUCAAGGGGGGGGACUCCGUGCUGGUAUAUUGAAAGGGGGGGGGGAGGCGAGAUUAAAAAUUACAGUUUAGAGAUCUGUCUAGUGGGGUAAUAUUACAGUUGUCCACAGCCUCAAGUACCAGUAGUAUCUAAUGGGAAAAUACUUUAUUGAAUAAAACCGGAAAAUUAAGAUACAAAAAAGGAACUGGGCUGGGAAGCAAGUGUAGAAGUGGUUAUGGUAGUUACAGCCCCAUUCCCCUCUCCUAGUUUAAUGGCAUCAAAAAGCAGCCAAAUACUAUUGGGGCUAUGGUAGGUUGAUAAUACAGUACAAUAUACACACUACUCAAGGUAAUAACUGUAGUGAGAUGUAUACAGAUACUUAACUUAAUUAUUACAGCCUCCCAAGAUCGUUACCCAGAGAAAACGACCUAUUAACAUAGAUAACCACAAGCAACACAGAACUUCGGGAUACGGCUGGACAGUUAAUCUAAAAGGAACACAAAAAAUAUACACAAAAUAGUGAAGUACAAUUAACACAUGGUUUUCCGCUGAAUACAAAUGCACUCACAGAAUGAAGUAGAAUAUAUCGCUCAUAGGGUGCCUCCCCUAGUGGAAUGGGGGGUUGGUAAUCCCUUGGCUCCUUCUUAGGCUUCCUUAAUGAUGCUCAGGACUCCAAACAGGUAAUGGUAGAAAAAAGAUGUAUUUUAUUGAUAAAAGGUGAGUAUUCACCAUCAGUAUAAAGUAUAAUAAAAUUGAUUACAGUAACACAGGGAGGAUGAAAAACAGCUGAACAGCUCCUUCCCAGAACCAAUUGAAUAGCAGAUACUGGAUACCACCCACGGAACCACCAAUGAACAUGGGGAUUAGCCCUAUUUAAAGAGGACACAGGGAUGGGGGGAAUAGGAUGUUUUUUUAUAUAAUAAAGUAUAAUAAAGUAUAAUAAAAAACGGUAUGGUCCUACGCGUUUCGUUCUGCAAAGAACUUCAUCAGGGACCGUAUAUAAAGAAUAAAAUCAAUAUACAAUUACAGUAUAUAAAAAAACAUCCUAUUCCCCCCAUCCCUGUGUCCUCUUUAAAUAGGGCUAAUCCCCAUGUUCAUUGGUGGUUCCGUGGGUGGUAUCCAGUAUCUGCUAUUCAAUUGGUUCUGGGAAGGAGCUGUUCAGCUGUUUUUCAUCCUCCCUGUGUUACUGUAAUCAAUUUAUUUGAUUACAGUAACACAGGGAGGAUGAAAAACAGCUGAACAGCUCCUUCCCAGAACCAAUUGAAUAGCAGAUACUGGAUACCACCCACGGAACCACCAAUGAACAUGGGGAUUAGCCCUAUUUAAAGAGGACACAGGGAUGGGGGGAAUAGGAUGUUUUUUUUAUAUACUGUAAUUGUAUAUUGAUUUUAUUCUUUAUAUACGGUCCCUGAUGAAGUUCUUUGCAGAACGAAACGCGUAGGACCAUACCGUUUUUUAUUAUACUUUAUACUGAUGGUGAAUACUCACCUUUUAUCAAUAAAAUACAUCUUUUUUCUACCAUUACCUGUUUGGAGUCCUGAGCAUCAUUAAGGAAGCCUAAGAAGGAGCCAAGGGAUUACCAACCCCCCAUUCCACUAGGGGAGGCACCCUAUGAGCGAUAUAUUCUACUUCAUUCUGUGAGUGCAUUUGUAUUCAGCGGAAAACCAUGUGUUAAUUGUACUUCACUAUUUUGUGUAUAUUUUUUGUGUUCCUUUUAGAUUAACUGUCCAGCCGUAUCCCGAAGUUCUGUGUUGCUUGUGGUUAUCUAUGGUAGGUUGAUGGCUGAUAAAUCCAAAAUAAAACCGGAUAAAUACAGGGAAGGUUCACUAAAAAGUGUUCUGGUGGAUGAACAUAACAUUAGAAGCAAGAGACAGGAAAGGAGGAAGGCAGCAAUGUAUUUAGCCAAGACAGAGGGGCGAUGGUCGGAAAAAAAUUGCCAAAAAAUACUCCAAAAGUCUCUCUCUUUUUUUUUAAUUUUAUUUUAUUUAUUUUUUUUAUUAAUUUUUUAAUUUUUUUUGCUCUCGCCCAUAUACAUUGCAUUACCCACUGGGACUGCAAAUUACUGUCUGUAUACUGCCACCACCAUGCUUCACCAUCUGGAUGGUAUUGUGCAGGUGAUGAGCGGUAUCUGGAUUUCUCCAGACAUGAAGCUUUGAAGUUAGUCCAAACAGUUCAAUGUUAAUUUCAUUAGAUCAGAGAAUCUUGUUUGUCACAGUCUGAGAUUCCUUUAAGUGGUGGGUGUUUGUUUUUAUUUAUUUAUUUAUUUAUUUAUUUAUUUAUUGCAGUUUCCAAGUUGGUUUUUAUGUGUCUUGCAUUGAGUAGAGGCUUCCAUCUGCCAUAAAGGCCAGAUUGGUGGAGUGUUGAAGUGAUGGUUAUCCUUCCUUAAAGGGACACUCCAGGCACCCAGACCACUCCUGCCCAUUGGAGUGGUCUGGGUGCCAACUCCCACUACCUUUAACCCUGCAAGUGUAAUUAGUGCAGAAUUUCAUAAACUGCACUAAUUGCCUAACCGGGUUAAGUCCUCCUCUAGUGGCUGUCUAUGAGACAGCCACUAGAGGAGCUUCCGGGUUCUUAAAACACUUUGUGUUUUAAGAGAUGCUGGACGUCCUCACGCAAUGCAUGAGUACCUCCAGCAUCGCCGGAAUCCCUAUAGGAAAGCAUUGAAUAAUGCUUUCCUAUGGGGUGGUGUAAUAUAAACAUAGAAUGUGACCACAGAUAAGAACCAUUUGACCCAUCUAGUCUGCCCAAUUUUCUAAAUACUUUCAUUAGCCCCUGGCCUUAUCUUAUAGUAUCCCAUGCAUGCUUAAACUACUUUACUGUAUUAACCUCUACCACUUCAGCUGGAAGGCUAUUCCAUGCAUCCACUACCCUCUCAGUAAAGUAAUACUUCCUGAUAUUAUUUUUAAACCUUUGUCCCUCUAAUUUAAGACUAUGUCCUCUUGUUGUGGUAGUUUUUCUUCUUUUAAAUAUAGUCUCCUCCUUUACUGUGUUGAUUCCCUUUAUAUAUUUAAAUGUUUCUAUCAUAUCCCCCCUGUCUCGUCUUUCCUCCAAGCUAUACAUGUUAAGAUCCUUUAACCUUUCCUGGUAAGUUUUAUCCCGCAAUCCAUGAACCAGUUUAGUAGCCCUUCUCUGAACCCUCUCUAAGGUAUCAAUAUCCUUCUGAAGAUACGGUCUCCAGUACUGCGUACAAUACUCCAAGUGAGGUCUCAUCAGUGUUCUGUACAAUGGCAUGAGCACUUCCCUCUUUCUACUGCUAAUACCUCUCCCUAUACAACCAAGCAUUCUGCUGGCAUUUCCUGCUGCUCUAUUACAGUGUCUGCCUACCUUUUAAAGGAACACUAUAGUCACCUAAAUUACUUUAGCUAAAUAAAGCAGUUUUUGUGUAUAGAUCAUUCUCCUGCAAUUUCACUGCUCAAUUCACUGUCAUUUAGGAGUUAAAUCACUUUGUUUCUGUUUAUGCAGCCCUAGCCACACCUCCCCUGGCUAUGAUUGACAGAGCCUGCAUGAAAAAAAAAAAACUGGUUUCACUUUCAAACAGAUGUAAUUUACCUUAAAUAAUUGUAUCUCAAUCUAAAUUGAAUUUUAAUCACAUACAGGAGGCUCUUGCAGGGUCUAGCAAGCUAUUAACAUAGCAGGGGAUAAGAAAAGCUUAAUUAAACAGAACUUGUAAUAAAAGCCUAAAUAGGGCUCUCUUUACAGGAAGUGUUUAUGGAAGGCUGUGCAAGUCACAUGCAGGGAGGUGUGAUUAGGGUUCAUAAACAAAGGGAUUUAACUCCUAAAUGGCAGAGGAUUGAGCAAUGAGGCUGCAGGGGCAUGUUCUAUAUACCAAAACUGCUUCAUUAAGCUAAAGUUGUUCAGGUGACUAUAGUGUCCCUUUAAGUCAUCAGAAAUAAUCACCCCUAAAUCCCUUUCCUCAAAUGUUGAGGUUAGGACUCUAUCAAAUAUUCUGUACUCUGCCCUUGGGUUUUUACGUCCAAGAUGCAUUAUCUUGCACUUAUCCACAUUAAAUGUCAGUUGACACAACUCUGAGCAUUUUUCUAGUUUACCUAAAUCAUUUGCCAUUUGGAACAUCAACCUUGUUGCAAAUCUUAGUAUCAUCAGCAAAAAGACAUACCUUACCAUCAAGACCUUCUGCAAUAUCACUAAUAAAAACAUUAAAGAGAAUGGGUCCAAGUAUCCCUUAGGUACCCCACUGGUGACAAGCCCAAGCUUCGAAUAUACUCCAUUAACUACAACCCUCUGUUGCCUGUCACUCAGCCACUGCCUUACCCAUUCAACAAUAUUGGAAUCCAAACUUAAAGAUUGCAGUUUAUUGAUAAGCCUUCUAUGUGGAACAGUGUCAAAAGCCUUACUGAAAUCUAGGUCAGCAAUGUCUACUGCACCACCCUGAUCUAUAAUUUUAGUUACCCAAUCAAAAAAAUAAAUAAGAUUAGUUUGGCAUAAUCUCCCUGCAGUAAACCCAUGUCUCUGAAAUUGAAAUCCAUGUGUUUUUAGAUGUUCAUCAAUCCUAUCCUUUAACAUGGUUUCCAUCACUUUCCCCACUACUGAAGUAAGUCUUACUGGCCUAUAGUUGCCCGACUCCUCCCUAUUACCUUUCUUGUGAAUGGGCACAACAUUCGCUAACUUCCAAUCUUCUGGGACUACUCCUGUUAAUGAUUGGUGAAAUAAAUCUGUUAAUGGUUUUGCUAGUACACCCCUAAGCUCUUUUAAAACCUCUGGGUGUAUUCCAUCAGGUCCCAUUGACUUAUUUGUCUUUACUUUUGACAGUUGAAAUAGAACCUCUUCCUCUGUAAACUCGCGUUUAAUAAAUGACUCAUUUAUCCUUUUUCUUAACUGAGGUCCCUUUCAUUCAUUUUCAUCUGUAAAUACCGAACAAAAAUAUUCACUGAGGCGGUCAGCUAGACCUUUAUCCUAUUCUACAUAUCUUCCUUCUUUUGUUUUUAAUCUAACUAAUCCUUGUUUUACUUUUCUUUUCUCAUUCAUGUAUCUAAAAAAAGUUUUGUUCCCUUUUUUUUUUUUUUACUGACUGUGCUAUUUUCUCUUCUGUAUGUGAUUUGGAAGCUCUUAUAACUUGCUUAGCCUCUUCCUGCCUUAUCUUAAAGCUCAUUCUGUGUUUAUUUUAUUUAUUUUUUUAUUUUUAUUUAUUUUUUACUAUUUUGGCCACAGUGGUUUCUUGAAUUAUUUUGCUUUUACUGACAAGCCUAAUGCAAUUUUCUGUUGCCUUCAAUAGUGCAACUUUUAAAUAAUCCCAUUUUUCUUGGACUCCAUUUAAAUUGCUCCAGUCUGAUAAUGACUCCGUUACACAUAUUCUAAUUUUAGAAAAGUCUGUUUUUCUAAAGUCUAAAACGGACUCUAUGUUGCCUUACUAACUUUUAUUAUGCUAGAUUAUAUGCUAUCCUUCACAUACAGGGCCACCCCUCCCCAUUUCUUGCCUUCCCUGUCUUUUUUUUUUUUUUCUUUUCUAUAUAAAGAGUACCCUGGUAUUGCUAUGUCCCAGUCAUUUUUCUCAUUAUACCAUGUCUCAGUAACAGCGACUAAAUCUACACUAUCAGUUGCCAUUAUUGCCACAAGUUCAUGGAUCUUAUUCCCUAAACUGCGAGCAUUUGUAGACAUGACUCUAAGCUUAUCAUUUUUUUUAACACACUUGCUACAUGUACCUUCUGUCCUUGUUUUGGGGGACAAUUGGAUUGAUGUUUUAUCACCCUUUUGCCCCCCCUCCCCCCCUAGUUUUAAUACAUCCUAGCAAAACCUCUGAACUGCUCACUGAGAACAUUUGUUCCCUUUUGAGAAAGAUGCAAACCAUCUUUUUUUUUUUUGUACAGUUUAUUUCCAUUCCAAACAGAGCUACCAUGAGAAAUAAAGCCAAAUGCGUGCGUGCGGCCGUUGCCCGCGGCAAUUACCACGCAUGCGCAUUAGGUCUCCCCCGCCAGCUGGCAGGUGAGGAGACUUGGUGGAGCCUGACCCUGCGCCGAGGGACAUCAGCGCUGGAUACAGGUAAGUCACUGAAGGGCUUUUAACCCACCCAGCAACAUGGGGUGGUAGGGAGAGGGGACCUGCAGUGCCAGAAAAAUGGUUUGUUUUCCUGGCACUAGAAAGUCCCUUUUAAGUUUCUCCCGUCUCCACACUUGAUCUCUGGAGCUUACCCAGAGUUACCAUUGGGUUUUUGGUUUCCCCCUCAAGGCCUUGUCCCCCUGAUUUUUGCUCAGUUUGGCCAGGCAGCCAGGUCUAGGAAGAGUCCUGGUUAUGGAGGCCACAGUACUCUUGGGAACUUUCAUUGUAGGCUUUCUAGCCUUCCCCAUAACUGUGCCUAGACACAUUCCUGUCUCUGAGCUCUGCCAGCAGUUCUGUUGACUUUAUGGCUUAGUUUUUGCUCUAAUAUGCAUUUGCUGCUUUGCAACCUCUCAUAGACCGUUGUGUGCCUUUCCAAAUCCUGUCCAAUCAACUACAUUUGCUACAGGUGGACUUCAGUAGUAGUGUGUAGAAAGAAAUGUCUCCAAGAUGAUACAGAGAAAUGGAAUGGAUCUGAACUAAAUAUCAAGUGAUGGAAAAGUGUUUCAAUACUUAUAUUAAUGUGAUAGUUCAGUUUAUUUUGUGUGGUUUUUUUUUUUUUUAUUAGAUUUGAAAUGAUUUCAAAAAAACUUUUUUUUUCUUUUUUUUUUUUUUUGCUUUAAUAUGGGGUAUUGAGAUUAAGUGUAGAUUGAUUUUGACUUUAUUUUUAUUGAAUAAAUCAUGACACUCUGUAAUAUGCCAUGUGUUGCUCACCCGAGGUUGUAUUUACCUAAUUUUAAGACCUGCUAAGGAACGGGUAAUUGUUGUUAUUUCCUGAUGUAUAAAACCAUAGAAUUCAAAGAGGGUGUACUUUUUUUCUCGCCAUGACUCUAGGUAGUAAUCUGGCUUGCCUUCCAAACUGCCAAAAGCUUUCUGUCAAUCCUUUUGACUGGUCUUCAGUAUUCUGUAGAACACUGCAAAAUAGUACAAUAUUAUUUGUAAUAAUGAACAUUUUAAUAAACAAGAUGCACUUACAAAAACACAUUCACGUGCUCUGUCAGAAGUCCCAAAUUCUGUUUUACUUUGAAUCUCCAGGCAACAUAUCUCCCAGGUACUAGGAACCUGACAGCAAACAAGUUCUCCAGACAUUAGAGGGAUGCCAGCAACUGUAGAAUGGACAGUUUCCUGACUACAGGGACUGUUUCAUCUGGAUCUGUUUGCGUCCAGAACCAACUGUUGGACCCUACAUUUCUUCAGUUGGCUUGCAGACCCAGAUUGUCUAGAGGUGAAUGCCUUUCUACAGGACUAAUCUCCGCUAGGGGGUUACAUCUGCAAGUUACCAUCUGCAAUUGCACUAGAUAUCCAUCACGCUUAUAACCCCUUUUUAGCAGGGUCUUCCUGGAGAUGUCAUACAUGAACCCUCUUUUGUUGCUGUCUUUUGCCCUUCUCUUCAUGUAUCUACUUGGGUACUCUCAUCUGUGCAGUGGCUUUUGUGCACAGCUAGGUCUUUCCUCUGGGGCAACUGUGCUCUGGGUACGAUAAAAUGCUGUCUUAGUGAUUCCUUUACAGCUCUCAUGGCCUUUUUCCAACGGUAGGUCGUAUUAAUUUGGUUGGUUCGAACAUCUCGGCUAGUUUCUCCCAAGUAUAAGGUGUGCCUGUCCGCAAAGAUCCUCGUGUGUGUGUGUGUGUGUUUUUUUUUUUUUUUUUUCUUAUGCAGUAUUCAUUUCUCUUAACUGAUGGAUACAAAGUAUUUAACACUUCUGGAUAUUUUUAUUUAUUUUUGUGUGUGAUUUGGCCUGAGAAUGUUUUCUUAUCCCUGACAACUCAUUGCCAAACUGUUUUACUUUGUCUCUCCAUGUCUCAGUACAUCGAGAAAUGUUAAACGUAAUGCCAUCCAGAGAAAAAGAAAUCAAAUGUUUGCAUAUAAGUCGAACUUGAAAUUUUGUAAAGAAAAUUUGCCCUCCCCCUUAUUUUGGACUUAUUUAUUUCCUUUAUGUGUCAUUGCUGCUAUGGAGUUGCAGUAAAGAACAUCUUGGCAAAAUAUUCGCCUCCUGUCCUUUAAAAUUAGAAUGAUCUCUUCACUAAUGCUAGGAUAAUUCACAAUUUUUACCUAGUCAUGUGAUCUAAGAAUAAUUAUAUUGAUAAUAAAAUCAGUAGAAAGCUUUUUCCAUGGCAAAAGUUUGUGUAUUUUAAAACGUGAGGAAAGAGUUUAAAGACAAGCUCAAUGUGUUAGAAUGUAUUUAUUAUUCUAGUGCAAGACUGGAGGGUCGUGGUGGACACAGUCUUCAUAAUAUCUCUGGCUGGACAGCACCUUUUUAACUAUAUGAUGUAAAGGUAACAAGGUCUACUGCUCUUGUCUGCAGAAGAGUCUUUGUAGGUAGGAUGAACCUGUCACCUGACUCUGUGUUAGUUCUUCUGCUUGGAUACGUCACAAACAUAGGAAUUAUUCUACAGCGUUGUUCCAGUGAGCAUACUUGUCAUACAAGGCUAGUCACCUGUUACACUGGAAGAUCUAAGGUCACAUUGUAUAUUUCAAUACGUUAUCGAGAAAGGGCAAAGCCAUUAUGAAGUACUUGGUUAACCUUUGGACCCGGAAUGCUAGAUUACAGCUUGCAUUUGUUGAAUGCUGCACCAGCUCAGUUAAGUUAAAAAGGUUCAACUUUCAGGCCUACAUCGCAUGUUCUAACCUUUUUGAUUCAAGGUGAGAUGAUGACAGAAUUCUGUGAACUUGCAUUGGAGCAGAUAAGUCUUUAAAACAAAAUUAAAGAGAAGAAUAAUUUUUUAUUAAAAAGUUUGUGCUUUAAGCGGAAUUAAUAACGGUUCUGGAAAAUAACACCAUUGAAUGAAACUUUGAAAGUCUCCUAUAACUUGUGUUAACCUUUUCAUGUGAUGCUCCAUUUUAUAUGGAAAUAAAUGAUAGAUUUAGCAAGUGACAUCAAUCCAGUGAACAGGGAUCAGGAAUCCCUAUCGCCCAGGACAAGUAGUCUCUGCCCACUCCCUCUAGCCCUACUGCAGUAAAGCCACAGGGCUGGGCCAGGUAGCCUGUGGUUUGAACCUCUAUUGGUUGCAAAACACAGUAAUCUUACUGCAGUUUGAGGGAUUAUUGUGGUUUGCACCUGAAAGAGCUGCAGACCUCAGGCUCCCACACGAGGCUGUCCAGGAUGCUCUUCCUUACGCCUGGGCUGUCCUUUUCUGCUCCGCACGUAGGAGUGUCAUCAGGCUCAGCAGCAGCAUUCCAAUCUGCUUCCUGCUGAACUUCUCUAGUCUCACUCCUCCUAAUGUUUUGUGUAUGUGUUUUUUUUUUUUUUUCACACCCUUUAGUUCAGUCUAGGCACUAGCGGAGGCCAGUCCUGUAGAAAGGCAUUCUCGUCUGGAAGUCAACUGAAGAAAUGUAUGGUCCGACGGUUGGUUCUGAACACAAACAGAUCCAGAUGAAACAGUCCCUGUAAUCAGGAAACUAUGCAGAUGUAUGGAAAUUGUUUGCCAUCAGGCUCACAAUACCUGGGAGAUAUUCUGCCUGGAGUGAGAGAUUCUGAGUAAAACAGAAUUUGGGAGUUCUGACCGAGCACGUGAAUGUGUUUUUUGUAAGUGCAUCUGAACAGGAAUGCAAAGAAGGAGUAGAACAAACCUUUGAAGCCAAUGAGUCAAGAUGGAGGUGCUACUGGAAACUUGCAUUGUAGUGUAAUGUAGUGCAUAGAGAACAUCAAAGCAACAGUAGUUGUGACUAUGCAUUUUUGGAUCUGAACAGGAACUCGACAAGAAAUUUUCAGUGUAACAAUUUUAAAUUUGCUUUACUUUAUUAUUGUUCUUUAGGAAUUUUUGUUGUUUCCGCCAAAAGAACACCAUUUGGCACCUACGGUGGGCUGCUGAAAGACCAUACAGCGACAGAUUUAGGUGAAAUUGCUGCAAAAGCUGCCCUUGCAGCUGGCAACGUGUCUCCGGACAUCAUUGAUAGCAUUGUGUUUGGGAAUGUUGCACAGGUAUGUUCUGAUUUUAUUGACUUUUACAUUGAAGUGUGGAAACCUAUGUGUUUGUUUAUGUAAAAUGAUGCAUGAACCUACUGAAUGUGUACAUAUUUACUAAAAGGUGCGUGGAAAACAGAUCAAUAUUGACUACCUUUGUAGAAGAUGUGCUGUGUUGACAAAAUAUUGCUAUCUUCUGCUCUAUUUUGCAGGUUUUUUCUUUAUGCUCGGUGGGAAAAAUAUUGCGGAUUCAGUUCUUUAAUUUUUGGUAUUUCUUGUAGGGUGAAAAAAUGUAAAACCUAAACUUGGCGCCCAGCGUAUAUGUGUUUAUUUGCUUAUGUGCAAACCAUAGUGAAAUGAAACUUUAUUUACUCUCAAAUUUCAUCUGAUGAAAAUAGUAAAGUGUGCUGUUUUUAUCUCCUCUUUCUGAAAGGAAACUUGGCUUCUGGGAAUAAAGCAAACAAAGAAAUGUGACUACGAUUAGGGACUAAUAGAAAUGACUGGGAUUGGAUCAUUAAAUCUAAAUAGAAGUAAUUAUUCUGCACAACUAAUCUAUAGAUAUUGUCACUAUACUUCACUUACUACAUCAUAACUCAUGAUUGCAUUAAACAUUCCGUUACAACUCCUUAUUUCAUUUGGUUUGUCUACAGUUAGUAGAUGACUGCCCUGCAUGUAUAUUUUUGUCACUUUUUUUGUUUAGUUUUUUACCCCGGUGGUGACCAGGAUAAAACACUCUAAGAUCCAAGGGCUUGUGGAUAUCGGUGCCUCCAUUUUCUGAGCGGACACCUGGAUGUUCGGGUUUGGCCGAACUUUGGGAAAAAAAAAAGUCUGGGUUUGGGAUCGAACUUAAACCCGAACUUUUGGGCACAAAAAUGCCUCUAAAGUCCUGGAAAGGGCUAGAGGGCUGCAAAAGGAGGUAAAAUGGGGUAAAAGUAGGACAAGUGCCCUGCAAACAUGUGGAUAGGGAAAUCACUUAAAAUAACAUAAAAAUUAAAUUACAGGGCUAGGUGGAUGGCCCAUGGAAACCCCGCCAGCAGAGUCAUUAAGAAGCAAAAGAGACUGCUGCAUGACUUGUGGCUCAGACUGCUUGGCUGAUUUGCAAGGGGGUGAGGUGAAAGACAGAUGGCCAUGGGCUGCAGGUGCCAACUCUGAGCUUUCAGCAGGGGACCGGGUGGGAGACAAUGUGAAGGAACUGGAGGCACUGUCAGCCAUCCACUCUAUCUCCUGUACUUGUUCUGGCCUCCCCAUUUGGAGAGCGGCAUUCGGGCCUACCAAAUAACGCUGAAGGUUCUGUCGCCUAGUCGCACAUGAGGAAGGGGUUUCACUUGAGCGUGUAGCUGGCACAGAUCGACAAUGUCCUCUCCUUGCAACAGGAACUCCACCAGCAGCACCACGACCAGGUCCAUGUCCCUUAUUUGACGCACUCCUCAUUCUUUGCAUUCACCCACCAAACUAACAGAUGUUUUAUGUCAGACGCCAAUGUAACCACCAAAAGUCAACAAUGUGGUUUUUGUUUUAAGUUUAUUGGACUGCAAAAACGCACCACGCGCCGCAUAUGUACUAUUUAGCACCAAGUAAAUUAGAAUUUUUGAAAGUGUGAUGUAACCACAGUAAUUGACGCUUAUAUUUGACUCUCAGAUAUGAAGAGCACGCCCAAAAUUUACUGUUUAGCACCAAAACAAUUAGAUUUUUACAGUUGCGCUGUAACCACAGUAUUUGACGCUUCUAUUUGACUCUCAGAUAUGAAGUGCACCCCACUAAUGUACUAGUUUGCAGAAUUCUUUCCUAAGCUAUCCCUCACAGCGGCAGCAUCCUCUCCCUACACUAAUAAGACCUCAUGUGCGUGCGGCGCUACGCGACUCCAGUGUAAGAAAAUUUACGAUAAGUAGGAAUAAAAUUUCCCUGGCCAUAUCCACGGCAGCACAACAAUGGGUAAUACUCAAGCAAUAACCAAGGGAGGGAAAGAAAUACACGACUUCCAAAUUAUGAAUGCAAAGUGAAAACACACACCUCAUAGGGACAGUGGAAAUUAAAAACUUAUUGCCACAUUACCAGAUUGACCUACUCAAAUGUACCAAAGAAAAUGUCUGUGUUUAAAAAAAAAAAUAAAAAAAAAAAAAAAUAUUGGUUGAGGACCAACCAGGCACUUAACCUAUAAGUUCCAGGGAAACUUGGCCACCGAUGCUCUGGUGGAGAGCGAACAGGCCUUCAGGUACUGUAACCCCUUGGGCUUAGUAACCUGAAAAUAGCCAAGACUAUCCCUCUCUACUAAUUGUUUAUAUAGAGGCAUGAAGACCUCUUCUGGUGCAUUAGUAAAGAUAAACAGAUUAUCAGAAGAAAGCCAGGUAGUCUAUUUCCCACCCCCCCCCUUCUUUUCCCCCCCGAGAAGGUUUCAUUAUGGAGUCUUCAUUCCAAUCAAUAGGCUUUUAGAGCUAGAAGAAUAAUUUCUUCAUUAAUAUGGAGAGAAUAAGCCACAUAAUGACUAAAUUCAGGAACCGAUUGAGUAUUAUUCUAUAUUGUGAAAGACCGUAAAAGGGGUUUUAUGCCAAAUAGUGCUUGAAGAUCUGAAAUCCUUCUGCCCAAUGCAAAUGUCACCGAUUAGAGCUAACUUAAUAUUAAGCAGAUGUGGAGAGAGAGAGACACAGACAGACACUCUCAUGGUUAAAAGGGGUGAGAAGUCCACAGGAGCAAUAAAUAAAACCUACAGAUAUCAACCCCCUUCGCAAAAAAAUCAGAGUGCUAAGGAAUAAGAAAAUCCAGCUGCUAUAUUGGGAGGUAUAACAGAUGCAUAGUGGCUAUAUUAAAAGACACAGACGCCUAGUAAUAAGUGAAUUAAAAGGCAUAUUCUAUUAAAAGGCAUAAGUGGUCUAUAUAGAAGCCUAGGAAUAAAGAUUUCAGCAGACCUUUUAUUUGCUUAAAAUUAGCAGGAAACUCUUACUGUUCAGAUGACAUUGAUGAAGGGGUUAUAUCCAUAUAUAUGCUCUGAAUGUGCAGGCUGAUGGUAUAAUCUUGCUACCCUUAGGUUCACAAUAAGUAAAUCCAUGUGAAAGUACAAGAUAGCAGAGUAGUAUAUUAAUCCUUUCAGCGAUGUAAUGUUAGUCAAUGUCAUAUUAAUCCUUGCAAUCCAUAUGCUCUGUAUGUGCGUGUCCAGCCUGCUACCUUUGGGUCACUGCAGGUAUUAUGGUGAUGGCAUGAUCUUGCUACCCCUCGGGUCACAGCAAGUUAGAACCCCCAGUCACUAAAGGGGUUUCUCCAAGGGGUCACAUUUUUGGAGGGCCGUGUAUUGGAAACUUGCCAAGGGAGAGAGGCUGAACUCCCAAGGGGCCAGAGGAACAAACUUUCCUCAGGUAAGCCAUAAAAGUUUUGUGUGGGUUUUUUUUUUUUUGUCCUGAAAUGACGGUCUGUUCUAGGGAUAGGACCGGAACAAAAAGACUGAGGGUGGGAGGGGUCACUUAAACCUUCUGUUUUAAUUAGGUUCCUGUCUGGUUAAGGAUAGGGAGGAGCUACCCAUUGUUGUGCUGCCAUGCAUAUGGUCAGGAAACCUAUAUAUUUUUAUUAUAUUAAAAUAUCUCUAAUUAAAAAAAAAAAUGUAAACAUGGUUUGAGAUGAACACCAAUCACUGAUCUCCAUAUGUUUCAUGUUGCAGACUUCUACAGAUGCAAUUUACCUGGCCAGACACGUUGGUCUUCGGACAGGAAUCCCAAUCUCUGUCCCAGCGCUCCUUGUGAACAGACUUUGUGGGUCUGGCUUCCAAUCCAUUGUCAAUGGCUGUCAGGUAAAGUAUGUUUGUGGGGGGGGGUUGGGUUUUUUUUUUUUUUGUGUAGUUUUCAAUUUGAUACUGUAAACAACUGAUAAAUGUAGCAUUCUGUAUGAAAACUAGUGUUUUGGAGUCCAAAUUGUAAAAGGGGAACAAUUAGCAGAAACAUUCCAUUGGGUUCUAUGGUGACUUCUACACUCUUAAUAUUAAAGAGUGAAACAAAUAGGCCAUUUUGAGGCUAAAUUAAAAGUGUAAUAUAGAGCUUUGCCACAAGAUGUCAUCAAAGGAUUACCUUAAAAAGCAAUUGCUCUCUUCAGGAGAUUCUCCUUUAACUAAAAUUAAAAAAUAAAAUCCCUUUCAAAAAAUUGAAUGUAAGGUGAAAUUAAAUUAGACAAAUCCACAUAUGAGAACUUAUCUUGGAUGACGCCCUGUAUACACCAUGAAUCAACUGACUCCCAGCUCUAGAAAAAUGUCCUCAGACAAACAUAUAGGGGCUCUGUAGCCCAGUAGCAGGUUGCCAGAGAGCUUUCUUUUAGUAGGAACCAGAGUUCAAACUAACUGGAAACUAAUGUGACAGGACGGAAUCGAUGGCCUAUGUGAUGUUCCGUGGGGGUCUUAUGAUGCAUCCAGAAAUUUACCGUAGGUGGCUGUAAAAGACCCUUCAAGGCUCCAGGCAGGACACAGUAGACCCAUUAUAGACUGCUCUUGUCCCAGCUUAGUAGAAGAGAUUAGGGGGGACCCCUGGGCACCAGAGUCCUAUUCUAUCAGGUUAGAUGCACUUGCACUGCCUUCUGUAGGAUGAGCAGCUGGGUAGGGUAAUGGUCAAGUAAAUGAAUUGAUGGUAACUUUUUAAAUGGAAGAACAAAGACGUCUUGCAACUUGAAAAACUGACAAAUUGCUGUUUUUGCAGGAAAUUGCCCUUCGAGAGUCUGAGAUUGUUAUGUGUGGUGGUACUGAGAGCAUGAGUCAGUCUCCAUAUGCAGUCCGAAAUAUCCGUUUUGGAACCAAACUUGGCGCUGAUAUCAAGGUAUAACUUUUUCUUCUGUUUUUGUGUUCUGAGUUUGAUUAACAGUGUUCCAAGGUACCUUACUGAAAUUGAGUAGUUUUAAAUAACACUGGUUAGUGUCAAGCCCAAAUUCUGUUAUAUAUUUUCGUUUUUUGUCUUGUGAAAUUUUUUUAUUUUUUUUUCGAUCUUGUAACAUUUACAUUAUUUAGUUACAUGUAAAGUCCAACACGCAAAUUUCAUACGCUGUGUGUCUUUAAAUAUCAGCUCUUUGUAAUGCGUUUAAUGUAAUGUUUAGAUGAGUGUUGCAUUGGAUCUUAGCCUGGCUCCCAUAUACACCAUACAUGUGAAGAAGAAGUAGGAAAGUGUAUACACUUAAUUAUUAAACUAGUCCUGUCAUUUAGAUGGAGGACACAUUGUGGGCUGGGCUUACGGACUCUCAUAUUAAGACCCCCAUGGCCAUUACAGCUGAGACUUUGGGUGAAAAAUACAAAGUAACAAGGCAAGACUGUGACAAUUAUUCCUUCCAGACUCAGCAAAGAUGGAAAGCAGGUGCGUAGAGAAUCUUCUCCAGAAAAAGUAAAAAUGUUGUUACUUUUAGACCUGUUACGGUUAUAGUUGUGUUUUUAUUAUUAAACAAUCACAAAUAUUUAUUGUGAUGAUGUGUAUUUAUAUUUUUUUUUUUUUUUUUUUUAAUUCUCUUAAAGAUGUCUUCACACAGUUUCCUUCUGUAUACUCUUUGUGUGCUCCCAUGUAAUCUAGGAUUUGUUAUGUGACCAAAGCCUUUUUUUUAAAUUUUAUUUAUUUAUUAUUUUUUUCAUUAUUAUACAAUGGACUUAUUGUUUAAAACCCUGCUCCACAGCCCAGGAUGCUGGAUACUUUGCUGAGGAAAUGGCUCCCAUUGAGCUAAAGUCAAAGAAAGGACCCAUCAAAAUGGACAAAGAUGAGCACCCUAGGCCACAGACCACCUUAGAGCAGAUGGCUAAACUCCCACCUGUGUUCAAGAAGGACGGCAUGGUCACUGCUGGAAAUGCCUCGGUGAGAAAGUGAAAUAUAUAUUAUUUAAAAAAAAAUAAUUUAUUUUUAAUUCUUGUUUAUUACUGUAAACCCCAUAAAGUGUACGACAUUCUGGUAUAUAAGUUCUAGAGUUGCCUAAAGGGAAAUUCUGGUGUGAAGAGUAAUGAAAUUUGUGCAGUCCUAGGUUCUGUUGUGAUUGCUCCAUUUUGCCCCAGGUUAUGCUUUAGAUACCUUGUUUCAACUGUUCUUAGAAUGUCUGUAAAGGCUCUUGGUCUGGGUUUGAAACAAAGGGGACCAGAUGUAGAAACAUCAGAGGGGAAAUAAUCCAUAAUUCUAUCAAUACGUUGGCAUUGAUCCCGAUAAAGAGGCUCUCACAGUCUGUCAGAUAAAAUGCUAGUAGUGGUUUUUGUCAUUGUCUCUUGUUUCUCAUACGGAGUCUCGCAUUGGCCCCCGCUUUAUUUUAUUCGAGGCCUCACUUACCUGGUUUAAUUUUCAUAAAUGUGUUGUCUUUAUUGGCACACAGGGAAUAUGCGAUGGAGCUGGUGCUUUGAUUGUUGCCAGUGAAGAUGCCGUAACAAAACACAAACUCACGCCACUGGCUCGAAUUGUGGCCUAUCAUGCGUCUGGCUGUGACCCUAAGAUUAUGGGUUUCGGUAAGAAAUGUGUUUUUCUUUCUCAACGUAUUCUGCCUUUCUUUCUAUCCUAGAAUGCGCUAUUUGUGGACACUGCUAUGCCAGUGAUUCCCAUAUGGGCAGGGUAUGCUCAUUUCUGUUUACCUGCUAUAGAGGAACUCUAUAUUUUAAUCCAUUCUACAGGUGAUACUCGAAAAAUUAGAAUAUCGUGCAAAAAUUCAUUUAUUUCAGUAAUGCAACGUAAAAGGUGAAACUAAUAUAUGAGAUAGACGCAUGUAAUGAGUCUCUCAUAUUAGUUUCCCCUUUUACGUUGCAUUACUGAAAUAAAUGAACUUUUGCUCGAUAUUAUAACUUUUCGAGUAUCACUUGUAUUUUACGCCAAAAUAGCGGCAUGGGACACUGUUUUCGCUUCUGCUCUUUUGACGUAAAAUGUUGAAUUCCCUUCUAAAAUCCUGCUUUUCUCAAAUAAAAAUGCAAUGCAACUUUCACACUGCAGGGGGUGCACUCUGCCAUUCUAAAUUCAGAACAAACCUUUUUUAAACCUGUGCCAUACAAGGAUAAGGCAUGUUUUCAGAAUUUUAAUGAUUUUCUUACUAUGUGAGCACUUUUAAUAUUUAAAUAAAUGACCUUCAAUAAUGCCCCCUUAAAGAGCCGGCAAAAAGCACGUUGGGGCUUCCCUGUAUCCCGGUCUCUUGCUGCUUCCCGUCCUGAGACUUCAAUCUUAGCAGAAACCUGUAGGAGGAAGGACUUUACCUCCUAUCGGCAGACAUUAGUCCAGGCACUUUGUCUGGAGUUCGGCACAAAUUAUUUUCAGAGACUGUUGGCUUUGGCUUGUAUUUCAAGUCUAGGUGCCUUUGAAGGCACAGCUUUUUUUAACUGAGCAGACUGGAGUCUAACACCCUUCACAUAAAUGGAGACUCUUUACCUAGGUGCCCUCAAAGGCACAAGAUAGAGAUAGAUAGGAAUCUCAGGGUUGUUGGCAGUUUUAUACUCUAUAUACUAUUCAAUUUAGAUGGUAAUUCUUCGGUCUAACUGACUCAAUGAUAUGACAUCCUUACCGUAGAGCAAGCUACCUGAAUGCACUUCAUACAAAAAGUAUGUAUGUUUGUGAGCUCUUUAUUUUGAAUAGUAGACCUUUAAUGUGAUCCAUUUUUCUGCUUGUAUUCUGUCACUUGAAAAUCCACGGUAAUCCAAUUUUUGCCAUCAUCUACACUCAAGAUUUGUAAUAUACCUAAUGGUCAUUAAUUUCAAACAAUGUUUUUGCUUUUCUAGGUCCGGUCCCAGCUAUUACUGGCGCUCUGAAAAAUGCAGGUCUGUCUUUGAAGGACAUGGAUCUCGUGGAGGUAAGUCGUAAAAGGCAUCUAGUGCUCCUCGUUAUGCAAGGUGACAUGUAUUUUUAUUACUUAUUGGAAGAUUUCAGGCAGAAUGUCUUGUUAAGUAGUUACAUAGAAACCGAAUGUGAAGGCAAAUAAGAACUGUUUGGCCCAUAUAGUCUGCCCAAUUUUCUAAAUGUUAGUAGUCCCUGGCGUUAUCUUAUAGCUAGGAUAGACUUAUGCCUCUCCCAUCCAUGCUUAAACUCCUUCACUGUGUUAACCUCUACCACUUUAGCUGGAAUGCUAUGCCGUGCAUCAACUACCCUCUCAGUAAAGUAAUACUUCCAGAAAUUAUUUUUAAACAUUUACCCCUCUAAUUUAAGACUGUCCUGUCCUGUCCUUGUGGUUAUUUUUUUUUUUUUUUUAAAUCUAGAUGGGCUUUCUUGUAGUCAAGCCAGGCUUUGCACAGAUUGGUCUGUCUGGACCAAGCAGUUGCACAGGAUUCUAUCAGUAGUUGGUGUUUCCAAUUCCCUUUUGAGUAUUGCUCAUGUAGUGACUCAUAUGUCCUUCAAUCUUGGAGGCUAUGAGACCUGACAGGACCUUCCAUGUUGUUGGGAGGCAGGUGACUGGUUCCUGUUCCCGGCAGCAUGUGGUGGUCUGUCUUCAGGUCUAGUAGCCACUGGGCCUUGGUGUUAUGUGAUACUUCUUUCUCACAGAUGUUCUUCCAGUAUUCUUCAGUCUCUGCUACAGGUUGGUCUUGGAUAGAUAUCUUGUGGUUACCCUGCAGCUGUGCAUACACCUUGGAUGGUUCUUUGGUAAACAGGGUAUUGAUUCUCUUAGCCUCUGCUUCUCUGGUGUAUCUGCUCAGUUUAGUUGCCAAUGCUGUCCGUCUUUGCUUAGUGGUUUCCAGUGCCUUUUGUACUUCCUCAGUAACCAGGAUCUAUCCUUGAUGUUUUCACCUCUGUGAAGUUAAUCCAGCUAACUAACUUCUGUCUAUGUGGUCUUUAUCUUGGCUUGUAGUCUCCAUGGUGGGCAUUGCUUCUCUUUUGAGCCCGAUCUUGUAGUCUAGUAGCUGUAUGAGCCAGUUGGGAUUGUGGACAAUGCUUGAUUACUGCAGCUAGCAUGCUGUCUGUUGGUAGUUUUCCAGUUAUCGUUGGUCUUGUCAGCUGGUCAGGAACUGCUAGCUUUUCUAGGAUUCUAUUUAUAUCUGCUGUGAUGCCCUCUUUGGGUGGGAAUUCAGGUUGACAAGCCUCUGCAGGUAGGGAUGUGGGUAUGUACAUUUCUUCCUGUAGUCUGUCUAAUUCCAGUUGUGACACUAGCUUCUUCUUGACGAAGUUCAAACGUUGUGUAGCCAGCUGUUUUGGUGUUGGGGUAGGUGAUUGUCUCUUACUCAUCCAUAGUUCAUCCACUCGUUAAUACAGACGAAGUCCAAGCCGGUAUCACUAUCUUGGUUUGUGUUGCUCUCAUAUUCUUGAGGUGGGCAGUAUAUAUUUUUAGGUGUCUUACCCAGGCACACUUACUGGCAGGGCCAGUGCACUAAGCAGCCCCACACUGUAGCGUCACUAGUGUUCCUUUGCAUUAAAACAAAAUAAUUCCCCCUAGACGUGUCUCAGAUCUCACCCUACUGCUUCUCUAAAAUAUAGGGCUGUUUGUAGCAUUAGAACUGUAAUGCUAACAUACAUAUUUUACCUUGUCUCAUUUUGCUAAAUCAUAUGAAAAAUAUCUGUAUUCAGGUAAUACUGCCCUUUUAAAUUGAUAUCAAUGCUGUGCUGAAUUUAUUUUUAUUUAUUUUAAUUUUUUUAACCUUUUUAUUUCUUAACAGGUCAAUGAGGCUUUUGCAGCACAGUAUUUGGCAGUAGAGCGAGCACUUGGUCUUGACCCAGAGAAAACCAAUGUAAAUGGCGGUGCCAUUGCCUUGGGCCACCCACUGGCUGCAUCAGGUUCCCGAAUCACUGCUCAUCUUGUCCAUGAACUCAGGUGGGUACUCAUGUGACUGACAAUCUGUAAGAAAAUCUAAAAUUCUCCCAUUCCAACUCAAUGAAUUGCCCUGGUUAAGUCCUGGAAGAAGGCAUGGAGUUACUAAAUUAUUCCUUACCACCAAAACUACCAUUAAAGCUUGGGAUAUAGUGCACAAAAACAACUGCCAUGAGACACUGUUUGCCCUCUUUGAAUUCGGAUUUAUUAAAAACUCCCCAUCUGACUAACAUAGACUAACAUAGACUUUUUUUUUUUUUGUUUUUGUUUUUUGUUUUUUCAUGGUAAUGCUAUUUUAUCAUUUGAAAAACUACAAUUCAAGCAUAAAUUGAUGGUUCUUGAUAAAUUGAAGGAAUUAUACAAAGUAACAGACACGGCAAAAAUUACAAAAUAUUGGAAAUGUCACCACUGGAAAAAUUAUUUUUAUAUGACCCAAAUAGGAAAGGCACGAUAUCAUUGUUGUUUAUUGCACAAUGCCAAACUUACUGUUAAACUCAAACACAUGCUGUCCUGGGAAGCGGAGCUGGGUACCCAAUAUGAGUUAUCAGAAUGGUUUCGCUUUUUUUUUUCAGCGCUGAAGGGAAUUUCUUUUUUGUUCCGACCAUCUUGAAAAUCGUGUAAAAAUUUUAUAUCGUUGGUACUUAGCUCCGUCCAGGCUACAUAAUAUGAAUAAUAAAUACACCCACCAGUGCUGGAGAGACUAUGGCGGAUUGGGCAACAUGGCCCACAUAUGGGGGUAUUGCCCAAAAAUAUCCACACAUUGGAGAAUGAUAUAUGACUUGAUCGCCAAAGUAGACCGCAGCAUUGACUUUUUAACAUCAGAAUUGGAUUUAUUUAAAAAAUUCCCUGAGUCCGUCAACAGAAUGAAUAAAAUAAUAGGCCACUUCGUGCUUACCUAGAUACUGGAAAACUAACCAUACUCCUUUGAUUAAAGAAGUGCUAAAGCUGGUCAUAGACUAGAAGUCACACGAACUUUAACAUGUUUAUAAAUGAUCUUGAAGACCGCAUUGAAAGUCAUGUUUCAAUGUUUGCAGAUGACACAAAACUUUGUAAAAUAAUACAAUGUGAGCAAGCUAUUACUUUGCUGCAGAUGGAUUUAGAUAGACUGGGGGACUGGGCACUCAAAUGGCAGAUGAAAUUUAAAGGACCACUAUAGUGCCAGGAAAACACUCGUUUUCCUGGCACUAUAGUGCCCUUGGGGUGCCCCCACCCUCAGGGACCCCCUCUCGCCGGGCUCUGGAGAGAGGAAGGGGUUAAAAACUUACCUUUCUCCAGCGCCGGGCGGGGAGCUGUACUCCUCCUCUCCUCCUUGCUCGCGACGUCUUCGGCUGAAUGCGCAUGCGCGGCAGGAGCUGCGCGCGCAUUCAGCCGGUCGCAUAGGAAAGCAUUUACAAUGCUUUCCUAUGGACGCUGGCGUGCUCUCACUGUGACUUUCACAGUGAGAAGCACGCAAGCGCCUCUAGCGGCUGUCAAUGAGACAGCCACUAGAGGCUCUGGAGGCUGGAUUAACCCUCAGUAUAAAUAUAGCAGUUUCUCUGAAACUGCUAUGUUUAUAUUUAAAAAAAAAAAAAAAAAAGGGGGUUAAUCCUAGAGGGACCUGGCACCCAGACCACUUCAUUAAGCUGAAGUGGUCUGGGUGCCUAGAGUGGUCCUUUUAAUGUUGAAAAAUGCAAAGUUAUGCACUUCGGCGUAAAGAAUACACAUGCAACGUAUACCCUUAAUGGAAGCGAAUUAGGGAUAACAACACACGAAAAGGACUUGGGAAUUGUUAUAGACAACAAACUAUGCAACAAUGUGCAAUGUCAAUCAGCAGUGGCCAAGGCCAGUAAGGUAUUGUCAUGCAUGAAAAAGGGCAUCCAUUCUCGGGACAAGAAUAUAAUUUUGCCUCUUUAUAAAUCACUGGUAAGACCCCAUAUUGAAUAUGCUGUGCAAUUUUGGGCACCUGUUCUAAAGAAGGAUAUUAUGGCACUAGAAAAAGUGCAGAGGCGGGCUACAAAAUUAAUAAAAGUAAUGGAACAUAUCCGCUAUGAAGAAAGGUUAACAAAUUUAAACCUAUUUAGUUUAGAAAAACGUCGCCUGAGAGGGAAAUGAUAACGUUAUACAAAUAUAUUUGGGGCCAAUACAAACCAUUGUGUGGAAAUCUAUUCACAAACCGGACUUUACAUAGGACACGAGGACAUGCCUUUAGACUGGAAGAAAGAAGACUUCGUCUAAGGCAAAGGAAAGGUGUUUGUUCUUACAGUAAAAAAAAAAAAAAAUCAGGAUGUGGAAUUCUCUGCCUGAAGAAGUGGUUUUAUCAGAGUCCAUACAGAUGUUCAAACAGCUACUAGAUGCAUACUUGCAAAAACAGAAUAUUCAAGGAUAUAAUCUUUCAAUGUAGGGUAAUAACUGCUUGAUCCAAGGAUAAAUCUGACUGCCAUUCUGGGGUCAAGAAGGAAUUUUUUUCCUAGCUUGUUGCAAAAUUGUGCUUCAAACUGUUUUUUUUUUCCUUCUUUUGGAUCAACAGCAAAAAACAAAUGUGAGGAAGGCUGAACUUGAUGGACGCAAGUCUCUUUUCAGCUAUGUAACUAUGAACUGUCACACAGAAACAACUCACACAUCUUUGCUACACUAAAAUACCAUUGGGAAUUAUGGGAAGUUGAAAUUAAACAAGUUUAUAAUUUGUAAGACUUGCUUUCUAACUGUACAGUAUUUGUAGUUUACAUGCAUUGUACAUUAUUUUAUUUUUAUUUUUUUUAUUUUUUUUGUAACAUUGGAUGGGCCUCCCAUUUUCCUCUCCUUUUAUAAUACUGUUCUUAUAAUUUGUUGUAAAAGUUGCAAAACUUUCAAUAAAAACUAUUUGAAAAGAAGUCUAGAAUCACACAAGGAGGAAAGGCAUAACCCACCCAUUGCUGUGCAACGGUUUAUCAGAUUUCAGAAUCAAAGAUUGCAUAUUUAGUUUAUUUGGGUGUUUUUUUUUUUUGUUUUGUUUUGUUUUUAUUAUUGUGCAAACUGACCAAAAACACACAGCAUGUCUUCUCUACUUUAAUCGGUCUGAUUACAAGGACAGAACUAAAUUAAAUUAAAAUUUACAUGGAUUGCCUGGAUCUCCUCUGAAAGCUUGCAAUUUAUAGAGCUUUAUAAAUAAACGGAACUCAAGAUUCAGAGCUGUGUAUAACAGAUUAAGAAAAAUAACUAAUUUAUUUUUUCAGAAUAUUUUCAAUUAAUUUGCUAGUUUUCUAUAAUCCUUUUAUUACUGGUAUGGAAAAACCGUAGCUGUGUAGAACUUGCAAUUCUGUCUGAGAUUCUAAAACCAAUGGAAUGUCCAUGCUGAUUGACCCACUUCUUAGUACACUUUAUUUAUUUUGUAUUUUUUUAUUUUUUAUUUUUUUUGUCUGAAAUGCAUGUUUGGUGAUUUUAACUAUUUUUAUAUAUAAUUUUUUUUCCUCCCUUUUCUUUCAUCUAGACGUCGUGGUGGUAAAUACGCAGUGGGAUCAGCCUGUAUCGGUGGAGGCCAGGGAAUUGCAAUUAUUAUUGAGAAUGUGGCCUAAAACAAAACUUAUGAACACACAAUCAACGAUGUUUAAAGAAAAUAUUAUCACAAGUUGUCUGGUCUCCUUUAAUGGUUACAAAAUGCACUAUAGGCCAUAUGUACCAAGCUUAGAUAAAACUGUUUGCCAUUAUUCUACAUGUUGGCUGAACAAUUGCCUUAAUGUCGUUCUAAUUUCCCUUUUUCUAGAAAAAAAUUAACUACACCGUGCUUUCCUUGCAAAGUCAAAGGCAUAAUAAUAUGUAUGUCAUGCAUAUAAACAAGUGCCUUUCAUGGUGUUUUCUUGAAUGUCUCUUGCCAUGAAAUUUGGCUUGUGUAUAAAAUUGUCUAAUCCUGAGUGUAUGCCACCGGUGCCUUGUGUGUACAAAAACAUUGACUGCCAUAUUGUCAUUGUGAUUUUUUUUUUUUAGUUUUUUUGAAAAUGUUUUAUAGAACAAUCUAUAAACAUUUUAGGCCUUUUUCUUCUGCUCUUUUCUACAAAAAAAGUUAAUUGGUUUAAUACAGCUUUAGCCAAUCCUAAAACAUUGUUGCCUCACACUUCUAGUGUCCUUCCCCCCCCCCCCCCUUUUUUUUUUUUCUGUAUUUUCAUUAUUUGCUUGUUAAAUAUGUUAUACUUGCACUUAUGUCAGCCAUUUUGUUGUAAGUCUCUGGUACACACUAGGAUCUCUUUCUCUUUUUGGGGGGGGUAGGGAGAGGGGGGGUUGUUUGUUUUUCCAUCCUUUGGUUAUACACUCCUUCUGUUUUAGGGAUUAUGAAUUUUUUUUUUUUUUUUUUGCUAACUGUGAAGGGAAUUAGACUUAUUGUUGUGGGCUUAAAUAAAAUAUGUAAAAGGAAUAAUUUUGUACUUUUUUUAUUUUAAUGUUAUUUGAAUAAUACAUAAUAUGUAAUUAUUUUGUCAACCACUCCUUGAGCUAUGACUAAUGGUAUUCCACAAUCUUCAAGCAAAGGUUCUUAACGCAAAUUGCUUUUAAAGGAACACUUAAGGCACAAUAACUAAUACAGCAUAUUGUCAAACCAUUUACUUAUUGUUUGACUUCUUACUUGGGUGAAUACUAUCUGGCCCUAGGGCUUUGUCUACAUUCACUUUUUAUUUCAUUUUGGAAGCACUUUAUCCUGUGUAACCAAUCAGUUUGCUGUAAGGCUUUGGUAACCAGCAUUUGCAAAAUUACAGCCAGAGACUUUUCUCCCUUAUAUACUGAAGAAAAAAAAUUCUUUAGAAUUUCUGCCUUGUCCUGAUCACUCCUUGAUUAACUCCCCCAUUUCACUUUCCAAUGGACCAACACUUUUUUUUUUUUUUUUUUUUUUUAAACGC
Molecule: messenger RNA, 25914 nt
Organism: Pelobates cultripes (western spadefoot toad)
Lineage: Eukaryota; Metazoa; Chordata; Amphibia; Anura; Pelobatidae
Source: the annotation of a GenBank genome assembly